UAUGCGCCUCCCGGUAACAGGACUGGGCCGUCAAAGUAUGGCAGCUGCAGAGGCGGCAGUGGUGUCGUCUUCGUCUUUAGAAACAGACCCAGCCCCUGAAACUGCAGAGAGUGCCGAAACAGCCGCAACAACGGCGGCGACCACGGCAGCAACGGCUGCAGCCGUGGCGGUUGCAGCCGCAGCUAGGACCGGAUGCGAAGCCAGGGUUGUCAAGGCCGCUUUGGCUACUAAACUGCUGUCCCUUAGCGGCGUGUUCGCCGUGCACAAGCCCAAAGGGCCCACUUCAGCCGAGCUGCUGAAUCGGUUGAAGGAGAAGCUGCUAGCAGAAGCUGGAAUGCCCUCUCCAGAAUGGACCAAGAGGAAAAAGCAGACUUUGAAAAUUGGACACGGAGGGACUCUAGACAGCGCAGCUCGAGGCGUUUUGGUGGUUGGAAUUGGAAGGGGAACAAAAAUGUUGACCAGUAUGUUGUCAGGAUCCAAGAGGUACAUUGCCAUUGGAGAGCUGGGGAAAGCCACUGACACACUCGAUUCUACAGGGAAAGUGACAGAAGAGAAACCCUAUGAUAAAAUAACACAAGAAGAUAUUGAAGGCAUACUACAGAAAUUUACUGGGACAAUAAUGCAAGUACCCCCUCUUUAUUCUGCAUUAAAGAAAGAUGGACAGAGACUUUCAACUUUAAUGAAGAGAGGUGAAGUAGUAGAAGCAAAACCUGCCAGGCCAGUAACUGUAUACAGUAUCUCCCUUCAAAAUUUCCAGCCACCAUUUUUCACAUUAGAUGUUGAAUGUGGAGGAGGUUUUUAUAUCAGAAGCUUGGUCAGUGACAUUGGCAAAGUGAUUUGCUCUUUAUAGUGAAGUUUAUAGACUUGGAGAUAGCUGUCCUGUGCAUUCCAGCUGAUCCCUUCUGCUCCAAAUACUUAAAAAUAGUGAUUCUAAAAUGUUUUUGUUCAAAUAGCUGGAAAGUUACAAAUCCCUCUUUCCCAUAAUUUUGAAAAUUACAAAAUAGUAAAUUUUAUGUAAUGCAUCCUUCAUAAUUUUGUUGAGAAUGUAAUGUAUUAUGCAACUGAUAUGCAGAAAUGUUUAAUUUCCUCUUCAUUUACUCAAAUAUAAUUUCGAAAGGAAAAUUUUAAAUUUCAUAAAAUUUGAGUUUUGGGAUUUUUAUUGAUUACCUUUUUACUUAAAGGUGGUUGCCUGCUUGCAACUCAGCAUUUUAACAUUUAAAUUUAAAGUGAUUUUAUUUGUGGUUUAUCUAUUUGUGGUUAAUAUACAGUUAGUUGCUUCAGUAAAGCAUCUUCAGCAUAUUGGCAACAGUUGAAAUGAAAAUAUUAAAACUAAUUCUUAGUAUGAGACCCAAAACUGAGCAUACUGAUACUUUGCUGCAUUAACAUAAAAUGACAAACACAUAAAUUUUAUAAAUUGAAAAUUUAUUAUUUUACUUAUUCAUUUGUAGUACUCUACAAUUUGUGUCAACUAAAGGUGACAGUGGCUACCUCUGCCUGUUAAGAGUGGCAUAGGUUACAAUAUGUUUUCAUUCGUUGCCAAAGUCCAAAUUGGGGAAUGUUUCAGUUUUAGAAUAUGGAUGAGGUUUUUUCCAUCUUAAAAAUUGACAUGUACAAUUUACUGAUUAGGAAAAUGUCAAGAUUAUUUGAGAAGGAAAUAACUUCUAAAAAUGAUAGCCAGUCCUUUUCUUUUAUAUUGAAAACAUUGAAGAAAAUUUUCCCGAAUAGAAAAAGACCUCUAGUCCUUACCAUCCUAAUGUACUAACUUUCAAAGUUUGAUUUUUAUAAUACUAUUUUUUCCUUUUUGUUCAGAUAAUUAGUCUUAAGUCACCUAUACUACUUAAAAAAAAAAACAAAAAAACUGGUACUGGGGAUUAAACACAGGGGCCCUCCUCCACUGAGCUAUACCCCCAGCCUUUUUUAGUUUUUAUUUUGAGACAGAGUCUCGCUAAGUUGACUAGGCUGUCCUUGAACUUAUGAUCCUCCUGCCUCAGCCUCUUGAGUAGUUGACAUCACUGUGACCACCAUGUCCGGCAGGCACCUAUAGUUUUUUUAUUGACAAUUUUUAUUUGAUAUUAUCCAUAUUUAGUUUUGAUAGUAAUUAUUGUAAUCAUAUUCCUACCUACUCAUAAUUUGUUUGAAUCAUUUCCUAUGACAAAAUACUUGAAUUGUUUUGUUUUAUGAGGAUAAAUUCUCAGAGUGGGAUUAUUCAGUGAAAUUAUUUUGACUUUUAUGUUUUAUGUUGCCUUAUUGCAUUCCCAGAAUUGUUACACCUCACAGUGUCCCAUUUGUGUUGGGAUUUUUAUGUGCUGUUGUUAUUUAAUAAGAGAAAAAUCAAAGUUUCUCUAAAUUGCUUUUGUGUGAUUACCUGCAUACUUUGUACAUCUAGAAAAAUAAAUGUCUUAAUGGUUUCUUGAUCUGUAUGAGUAAUUUAUGCAGUAAAUGUUUGAUAAAAAUGUUUAUCAUGACUUUUGUAAACCUUAAGGCUUUUUUUUUUUCAUUUUGCUGUCUAGAUUUGCUAACUUAUUUUAUGAAUUCAUUCUCUUUUAUCAUCAUCAGGUUUGUUAAGUAUUAAGGGUUAAAUUUUACUGAAACUUUAAAAUAUUCUUGUAACUCUCACAAGUAGCUAAAACUAAUAGAGAUGCUCUGAAAAAUUCAAGAAUCAUCCAGUGUGGAAUUUAAGUACCAGCUCUCUCCCCGCCACCAUUUUAAUAAAAAAUAUUAAAGAAGUA
This is a messenger RNA of Ictidomys tridecemlineatus (thirteen-lined ground squirrel), 2729 nucleotides long. RefSeq names its product TruB pseudouridine synthase family member 1 (gene Trub1). Gene Ontology annotation, biological process: mRNA pseudouridine synthesis; tRNA modification. Lineage: Eukaryota; Metazoa; Chordata; Mammalia; Rodentia; Sciuridae. Gene Ontology annotation, molecular function: pseudouridine synthase activity; RNA binding. Gene Ontology annotation, cellular component: nucleus. The record is from RefSeq and is a predicted model, not a curated record.